AUGAAGGACACUGCAAAUCCAUGCAUGAUUGUGGCAACACUUAUUACCAUCGUGGGUUUGUCUGCACCUUUUACAGUGCCAGGUGUUACCAGAGAAGAGACGGAGAUUACUAACUUCAUUCAGAAACUUUCCUUCAGGAUUUUUGUCAUAUCUGAUGCAAUAUUGCUGGCAUCAUCAGCUGGUUCUAUACUAACAUUCUUAUCCAUUCUCACUUCACGAUAUGCAGAUGAAGAUCUCCUUUAUGUGUUGCCCAGAAAGUUGUUGUUUGGAUUCUCAUCACUUUUCUUGUCAAUAGUAGCAUUGAUGGUAGCGUCUUGUGCAGUUAUGUUCUUUGUCUUCAAAGAUGGAGGGAUGUUAAUUCCUGUUCUUGUUAGCAUGAUUGCUUCCUUGCCUUUCAUUGUGUUCACGAUGCAACAGUGCCGACUCCUUUAUGAUGUAGUGCGCUCCAACUUUGAAAAUAGGUUUUCUUUGCAGGACGGUAAGCUCUCUCUUUUCGACGCUGACGACGAAGAGAAAUCAUGGAACCUUAAAAAGUGA
Pistacia vera is the source of this 537-nucleotide messenger RNA. RefSeq lists its product as uncharacterized. Lineage: Eukaryota; Viridiplantae; Streptophyta; Magnoliopsida; Sapindales; Anacardiaceae. Bases 1 to 537 code for a protein of 178 amino acids. The transcript has a single exon. The record is from RefSeq and is a predicted model, not a curated record.